Molecule: messenger RNA, 1080 nt
Organism: Cuscuta europaea
Lineage: Eukaryota; Viridiplantae; Streptophyta; Magnoliopsida; Solanales; Convolvulaceae
Source: the annotation of a GenBank genome assembly
GCGCAUUGAUUGUUGGCCGUUACUCUUCCUGGCUGGCAGGUCAGCCUGGCUGGCAGGCUGGACGCUUGAGCUCCCUCCUGCUGGACUGGACGGUGGGCUUCCCGCUAGGCUGGAGGAAGGCUUCUCACCGGGCUGGAGGCAGGCUCCCGGGUAGGCUGGAAGGCAGGCUCCCGGGUAGGCUGGAAGGCAGGCUCCCCGAUGGGCUGGAGGCAGGCUCCCACCUGGGCUGGACCGCGGGCUCCCAGUUGGGCUGGAUCGCAGGCUCCCAGCGGGCUGGUGGUCGGUAGGCUCCUGGCUAGGCUGGAAGGCAGGCUCCCCACUGGGCUGGAAGGCAGGCUCCCCACUGGGCUGGAAGAUAGGCUCUCUGCUGGGCUGGAAGGCAGGCUCCCGGGUAGGCUGGAAGGCAGGCUCCCGGGUAGGCUGGAAGGCAGGCUGCUGACUGGGCUGGUAGGCAGGCUCCCUGCUGGGCUGGACGGCAGGCCGCCCUGGGCUUUCACUCUUUGAUGGGCCUAACGGUUGGGUCGGAAUGAGCUCUGGAUCACUGGGCUUGGGCCUGCUGGUCCAAGUCCGGGGCCUGGGCCGAUUAGGCUCUGGACCUAGUCCCAUAACCCCAUCACGAGUCCCCCACUCCCUUAGUCGAGUAGUAGACUCGGCUAAGAGGGAGUAGUUUAAGUCAGCUGCCGAUUUAAAAAUAUUCACAUAUCAAGGAACCAUAAUUGUGGAUUAUAUGAAUCCCAGAGUUUAUGGAAAUUCCCAAAUUAAAUCAGGCUCCCAAAAAGGGCUCCAUAAAAAUUCCUUCAGCAUCCUAGCACUCCAGUCGUCAGUUUUCUUUCGGACUUCAGAAUCCAGGUCAGCUCCCAAAAAUCCCUGAAAUUCAUUUUUAUAACUUCAUAAAUUAUUUUCGGACUUUAUUUUAUUUUUCCUUCCUUUUCUUUUCUUUCCUUUUCUUUUCUUUCCUUCUUUUUUCUUUCCUUCUCUUUUCUUUCCUUUCUUUUUCUUUUCUUUCCUUUCUUUUUCUUUCCUUUCUUUUUUUCUUUCCUUUCUUUUUUCCUUUCCUUUCUUCUCUUUCCUCUCUCUCCC